Drosophila grimshawi is the source of this 1284-nucleotide messenger RNA. RefSeq names its product skin secretory protein xP2 (gene Vajk1). Lineage: Eukaryota; Metazoa; Arthropoda; Insecta; Diptera; Drosophilidae. The transcript has 4 exons. The record is from RefSeq and is a predicted model, not a curated record. The coding region runs from base 124 to 1230 and encodes 368 amino acids.
CCUUUUCAAAAAAUAAAAAGAAACCUCUUUAAAAGACCUAUAUCGAUCGUGCGGCAUAACAUAAAAGCGGGACAUAGUUCGACCGAUACCUAACCAUCCACAAGGAUAUUUUACGCCAGCAACAUGAAGUUGAUGCGUACAGCGACAUCGGUCGCGCUGGUGCUGCUGCUGGCCACAAGCUAUGCACAGGCUGGUGGCGAUGAAAAGGUGGAGGCUGCCGAGAAGACAGCAAUUGAGCCGACGGAGAAGAAGGCUGUGGAGACAGCUGCUGCUGCCGAAGACACCACAAAAUCAAAGCGUGGCUUGCAUCACUAUGAGGAUUACCAUCACCAUCAUGUGCCACACUAUCCCGUCCAUGAGGAGAAGACACUGACGGUCAUCAAGAAAGUGCCAGUGCCAGUGCCCAUUGAGAAAAUUGUCCAUGUGCCCGUUGAGAAGCACAUUCAUGUGCCCGUGAAAGUCAAGGUGCUAAAGCCCUAUCCAGUUGUCAAGCAUGUGCCCUAUGAGGUAAAGGAGAUCAUCAAGGUGCCCUAUGAAGUGCCACAGCCAUAUCCCGUCGAAAAGAAGAUUCCCUAUGCUGUUCAUGUGCCCUAUGAUCGCCCAGUGCCCGUCAAGGUACAUGUGCCCGCACCCUAUCCCGUUGAGAAGAAAGUCCAUGUGCCCGUCAAGGUUCAUGUGCCCGCACCCUAUCCCGUCGAGAAAAUUGUCCACUACAAGGUAGAGAAGCACGUGCAUGUCGACAAGCCCUAUCCCGUUGAGAAGGUUGUGCACUACCCAGUCAAGGUGCCCGUCGAGAAGCCAGUUCCCCACUAUGUGGACAAGCCAGUGCCCCACUAUGUUGACAAGCCAGUGCCAGUGCCCGUAAUCAAGAAGGUGCCCGUGCCCGUUCAUGUGCCUUAUGAUCGUCCAGUGCCCGUCCAUGUGGAGAAGCCAGUGCCGUAUGAGGUGAAAAUCCAUGUGCCUGCCCCAUACCCAGUGAUCAAGGAAGUGCCCGUUAAGCAUGAGAAACAAGUGCCGUACCCAGUGAAGAUCCCAGUGGAGAAGCCCGUCCAUGUCCACAUUGAGAAGCAUGUUCCCGAGUAUCAUGAGAAGCACGUCAGCUACAAGGAGCCAGAGUUUGUCCACAAACACAUCGAGGAGGAGCAUCAUCAUCAUCAUGAGCCCAUCCAUCAUCAUUCAUCGUAUUCGGCACCCAUUGAGGAGCAUCAUGAACAUGAGCAUGAGCAUUGAUAAAAUCGGUUAUGAACGGUAACGGUUAUGAGUGGAUAAAUAGCUAAACAUAAC